Molecule: messenger RNA, 1333 nt
Organism: Hydra vulgaris (swiftwater hydra)
Lineage: Eukaryota; Metazoa; Cnidaria; Hydrozoa; Anthoathecata; Hydridae
Product: protein DVR-1 homolog
Cellular component (GO): extracellular region
Molecular function (GO): growth factor activity; cytokine activity
Source: RefSeq, a predicted model, not a curated record
AAAUUAUCUCUAAGCUAACGGAGCACCCAAAAGCUUAUUCAUCUUAAAUUAAAAUUUAUAAAUAUAAAUAAAAAGCCAAGAAUUCUGAUAGAAGUGAAAUAUAACAUCUAUUUAAAAACUUUGUACACAUUAACAAAUAUGCUUAAUGGUUUUAUAAAAGUUAACAACUCUAAGAAUAUGGAUUUCAGUAAUUUUUUUUUCGUAAUUAUGAUAAUGGACUUAAGUGGUUUAUUUCUGGGACACCCUCUGGCAAAACCAAAUUAUGAUGAUAAAUAUGUCAACAUUACAUGGAGGAAUUUGUAUGCUAAAAAUGUUCCUCAGUAUCUGCACGACUUAUACAAAAGUUUUUCUAGUUUGAAUACAUCGAAAAAUCUUUUGUUUAAUGGAAAUGUAGCAAGAAGCUAUAACGAUUUAAGUGCUUUACAUAGUAGAAUUCAUUUUUUCGACGUAUCAGAUAUCGCAAACUCACAAGAAGUUCUAAAAAGAGCAGAACUGAGGUUGUUUAAAGGCCACAGCGCAAGGUAUCGUUUUUUAACAACUAUUUUACAAAUAAAAGUUACAAACACAUUGAGUAACAAAACAGUGAGCUCAAAGAUAAUAAGUUCAACAAGUUAUGGUUGGCAAGUUUUUCCUAUCACAGAAGUUGUACAAGAUUGGAUUGACAGUCGAGCUAAAAAUAACGGUUUAUAUAUAACAAUUAGAAAACUUUAUGGAGCCAAUAUGCUUUUUAAUUUUAAAACUAAAUAUGUUCGGCAUAAGCCUUUUUUAAUUACAUUUACAAAAGAAAAAAAGGAAUUAUCAUUAAUUUCACUUUUAAAAAAAAAUGAAAAACGUUUUAUGCCGACCGUAGAAAAUGAUUUAGCAAAAAGAAAACGCAGAGUAGUUGCUGAUAAUGCAAAGGUUUGUGGAGUUGAGCCGUUAAAUGUACCUUUAGAAUUAAUUGAUUGGCAGAAAUUAUUUAUUUAUCCUACUCAUUUCAUUAUUAAUCAUUGUAAAGGAUUUUGUUAUCAUAAAAAUGACAAAGAUAACGAUGAACAAACAAGCCAUUCAAUUUUGCAAGCUUUAUAUGCCGAUGUGCUUCAAAAUGAUAUUGUCAAAUAUCCAUGUUGCGCUCCUACAAAGUUUUUGCCAGGAACAGCUUUAAUAAUAGAUCGCUCAUCGGUCAAUGAAGUAAUUAAACUUGUACAAUUAGAAAAUUUGACGGUAACCGAAUGCAAAUGUUUGUAAAUAAAAUUAACCCUGAUGCAAGAUAUUAGUAUUUUUAAAUUUUUUUUUUAACUUGUCAUUUAUUAUCAAUGUGUAUAUAUAUAUAUAUAUAUUAUAAACAUCGUGU